This is a messenger RNA of Cannabis sativa, 1314 nucleotides long. RefSeq lists its product as uncharacterized. The transcript has a single exon. Bases 1 to 1314 code for a protein of 437 amino acids. Gene Ontology annotation, molecular function: RNA-DNA hybrid ribonuclease activity; nucleic acid binding. Lineage: Eukaryota; Viridiplantae; Streptophyta; Magnoliopsida; Rosales; Cannabaceae. The record is from RefSeq and is a predicted model, not a curated record.
AUGGCAGUUGCUGCUUCAGGAAAUUCAAUAAAUUUCUGGAAACAGCCUUGGAUUCCUUGGAUGGAAUAUAGGGAAUUUCGUGAGCUGAUGCAACAGCUUCAAACCCAAAGGUAUACCAUAAGAAGCCUGGCAGAUGUCUCGGUAGGAAAUGAAUGGAAUGCGGAGAUGAUUCUUCAGAUCUUUGGUCAAGAACUUGGGGGGAGGAUCCUUCACAUCCCUAGAAUUCCUCGGCCGUUUACUGAUCAAGUUUAUUGGAAGAAUAACCAGAAUGGUAAGUUUACAGUCAAAUCCGCCUACGUGGUGGAUCAGGAUUGGAGAUUUGGUCCAGUCCGUAGCAUCUGGAAGUGGAUUUGGAAUGGGAAGAUUCAUCCUAGGAUAUCGAUUUUCCUUUGGAGAAUCUUGAAUGAAGCAAUUCCAACUAGGGACCGACUGCCUUUUGUUGUCAACAAAGAUUGCAGCCUUUGUGGAAUGGAAGGAGAAACUGCUCUGCAUCUUUUCAGAAAUUGUGGCUUUGCAAAGGCCUUAUGGUUGGGAAGUUUGUAUCCUUUGAGGAUAGACUAUAUCCCAGGGGACUCUAUGGCAAGUUAUUUGGAGAACUUAAUCUCAAUACUCCCUAAUGUCAAUAGAGAUGACUUUGUUAACUACUUUGGAUGUAUGUGCAUUGAGAUUUGGAACCAGAGAAAUGCUCUUUGCAUUCGAUCUGUUUUAGCAGUUCCUGCAACAGCUCUACUCAAUGUAGGAAAGGCUCUAAGGGAUUUUAAGAUGUUGGUGGAUGAGCCUUUUGAGGUGACUGAUGAAUUAUCUUCUAUUCCUGAAGGAAAUUACCAUCAGAACCUAGAUUACAAGUUCUGCAAAGAGAAAGUCCUGUUUGUUUUCUUCACUGACGCUUCUUGGGAUAAGGGGGAGGCCGGCCUUGCUGCCAUAAGGAUAAAUCUCCUUAAUGGAACCUGGUCUGUCAAAGCUCGAAGAUCAAAAGCUGCCUCAGUUCUGGAGGCUGAGGUUAGAGCAAUUGAAAUGGCGAUGCAGUGGGCAAUCGCAGAUGGCUGUCAAGAAGUCCUCAUUCUCUCAGACUCCAAAACAGCCGUGAUUGCUUUUGAUUCCAAAGUUGGGUGUCCAGAUUGGAAGAUUGCCAAUUUGUUUUUUUCAGUUUUUAAUUUAUCUAGAAGGUUGUUAGUGUGUAAGUUUAUCUUUAUUAAUCGUAGUUUAAACGCUGAGGCGGAUGGUAUAGCCAAGAAGGCUAGGUUUUCUAGUGUUUAUGAUGUUCUGUACCAAGGGGAGGGAGUACCCCCUGUUAUUCCCAUCCUUUUUCUUUAG